Messenger RNA from Ilex paraguariensis (yerba mate), 759 nucleotides. NCBI's taxonomy places the organism in Eukaryota, Viridiplantae, Streptophyta, Magnoliopsida, Aquifoliales, Aquifoliaceae. The record is from the annotation of a GenBank genome assembly.
AUGGCUGAGCAGUCAAGUGAGGUAGCUGUUGCAGGAAUGAAGAGGCUUCCAAGAGAGGAAAAAGACCAGGAUGACAUAGAUGAGGCCGAGCUUGAGAAGAUAAGAAACGAUUCGCCAGGAGCAUGUGAAGCGAUUAAGAAGAUUAAGGAAGGAUUCAAUCAGUUCAAGGCCAAUGAAUUCGACAAGUUUCCAGACUAUUACAGGAAACUAGCCGAGGGACAGAACCCAAAGUUUCUGGUGUUUGCAUGCUCAGAUUCACGAGUGUGUCCAUCUAAUAUUCUAAGCUUUCGACCAGGAGAAGCUUUCAUGGCCCGGAACAUUGCUAACUUGGUUCCUCAAUUCGACCAGGUUAGGUAUUCUGGAGUUGGAGCUGUCAUUGAAUAUGCAGUUGCAGAACUCAAGGUUGAAAUUAUUUUGGUGAUUGGACACAGUCGAUGUGGGGGAAUAAACAGGCUAAUGUCUCAUCCUGAAGAUGGAUCAACUUCUUUUGACUUCAUUGACGAUUGGGUUCAAAUCGGUUUGCCUGCCAAGGCCAAGGUGAAGGCUGAGUUUGGGAAUUUACCAUUUGAGGAACAGAUUGCCAUUUGUGAAAGGGAGGCUGUGAACUUGUCUCUGGAAAACCUACUUACUUAUCCAUAUGUGCGAGAUGGAUUGGCGAACAAAGCUUUGCUACUGAUGGGUGGAUACUACGAUUUUGUCAAGGGAACUUUUUCCCUCUGGGUGCCCAAUUUCGGCGUCAAACCCUUUCUCUUUGUUUGA